Messenger RNA from Trametes versicolor FP-101664 SS1, 1248 nucleotides. Its product is annotated as FMN-linked oxidoreductase. Gene Ontology annotation, cellular component: intracellular anatomical structure. Lineage: Eukaryota; Fungi; Basidiomycota; Agaricomycetes; Polyporales; Polyporaceae. Bases 1 to 1248 code for a protein of 415 amino acids. The transcript is spliced from 5 exons. Gene Ontology annotation, molecular function: FMN binding; NADPH dehydrogenase activity; NADP binding. The record is from RefSeq and is a predicted model, not a curated record.
AUGGCACAGUUCAUCACUGAGGGGGCUCCCAACAUGCCCUACUUCACCCCGGCGCAGAAGCCACCGGCAGGCACAGCUGCACCCUCCAAGGACGGAACGCCCAUCCCGUCGCUCUUCCAGCCUAUUAAGAUCCGCGGGGUUGAGUUUCAGAACAGGCUCUUCGUGAGCCCUAUGGGCCUUUCCUCUGGCAACACCGACGGCAGCGUUACCGCGUUCCACACCGCCAUCCUGGGCGCGGUCAUCCUGCGCGGCCCGGGCCUCACGAUCAUCGAGGCGACCGCCGUGUCCCCCGAGGGCCGCGGCACGCUGCACGACUGCGGUCUGUGGUCCGACGCGCAGAUCGCCCCGCUCCGCGAGCUCGUGCAGUUCGCGCACAGCCAGGGCCAGAAGAUCGGCGUCCAGCUCGGCCACGCCGGGCGCAAGGGCUCGACCGCCCCGCUGUGGCUUGCGCCGAACGCGAUUAUCCCGAAGGCGCUCGGCGGGUGGCCGGAGGAGGUGCUCGCCCCCAGCCCGAACGCGUACAAGGAGGGCGACUUGAAGAAGGCGUGGUUGCCGAAGGAGCUCACAAAGGACGGGAUUCGGGAGGUUGUCGGGCAAUGGGCGGCCGCUGCGAAGCGCGCGGUCGUCGCGGGAAUCGACGUGAUCGAGAUCCACGCUGGCCACGGGUACCUCUUGCACGAGUUCCUGAGCCCGGUGGCGAACAAGCGCACGGACGACUACGGCGGGAGCUUUGAGAACCGCGCACGCAUCGUCAUCGAGGUCGUGGACGCCAUCCGCAAGGUCAUUCCUGAUAGCACGCCUCUCUUCCUGAGGCUCUCGGCGACCGACUGGCUCGAGAAGAUCGCCCCGAACGAGUCGUCCUGGCAGCUGGACGACACCGUCCGCCUCGCCGGGAUCGCUGCCGACCACGGCGUCGACCUCAUCGACGUCUCGUCUGGCGGGAUCGACUCGCGCCAGAAGCUCGAGUUCGUCGCGUACGCGUACCAAGCGCACUUCGCGGAGGCCGUGAAGAAGGCGCACGGAGACCGCGUCCUCGUAGGCACCGUUGGUGGGAUCAAGACGGGCAAGCUGGCGCAGGAGGUCCUCGACAAAGGCCAAGCGGACGUGGUUCUGGCGGGACAAGCGUUUUUGAAGGAUCCCGCGGCCGUGGUCACCUUUGCGGCGGACUUGGGCGUGGAUAUCAAGCUUGCGAACCAACUCGAUUGGGUGACCAACGGGCGCGGUAGUAUCUGGCGCUGGAAGCAGUGA